UAAGAGAGAAAUCUAUGAAGGCUGGAACUGCUGAUAAAAAAUAUGUAUGAACAUGGAACAUAACUUUUAUGUCUGUUGCAUUUGAAAUAGAAAAUAGAAAUUAAGGAUGUAAAAACACUAAAACGUGUGAUAAGGUCGAGUGUCAAAGACCAAAGUACUUGCUCUUGUGCUGUUGCCAAGUGCCAACUGCACCGUUCACAGUGUCCACAAAGUUUCCUCGUGUCACUGCUUGCCAGUUCUUGCGCUCAAUGUUUAUAGCUAGGAGCAUACGGUCAUAGUGAUGCAGUCAGAGCAGAAGAAUGGCGCAAGCAGAAAGAACACCGAGUUUCCUCCACUUGCCAGUGAAGGGAAAAACGUCUUGUUUCGGAUAUCUUCGGGUUUUAUUUUUUGCACUUUUUCAUAUAGCUCAGGCAAAUAAACAAGCAUUCAUCCAAUCAGACACAAUCUUAGAGGUACUUCACUUUGGUGAGGGAGGCCUCUUGCAGAUAGAGCCUGACCUUCACCUGGCUUCAUAUAAUCAAAAAAGCUCACCCUUACAGAGAGGGAACAGCAGGCCCAUACGCUUUGAGCCGCCAAUGCUGGACUUCCAUGAACAGCCUGUUGGAAUGCCAAAAAUGGAGAAAGUUUAUUUGCACAAUCCUAGUGCAGAGGAAAUAAGCUUGAUAUCUAUAUCAGCAACAACUGCACAUUUUCAUGCAUCAUUCUUUCAAAACAGGAUAAUUCCACCAGGGGGGAAUACGUCGUUUGAUGUGGUCUUCCUCGCUCGAGUAGUAGGAAAUGUAGAGAAUACUUUAUUUAUUAAUACCUCGCAUCAUGGAGUGUUUACAUAUCAGGUGUUUGGUGUGGGGAUCCCCAACCCCUACAGGCUGCGGCCGUUCAUCGGGGCCCGAGUCCCAGUCAACAGCAGCUUCUCUCCACUCAUAAACAUCCACAACCCACACAGUGAGCCACUGCAGGUAGUGGAGAUGUACUCUAGUGGAGGAGACCUGCACCUGGAGCUCCCCACAGGGCAGCAGGGAGGAACGCACCAUCUGUGGGAGAUUCCCCCGUUUGAGACGAAGGGGGUGAUGAGAGCCAGUUUCUCGUCGAGAGACGCAGACAACCACACGGCCUUCAUCAGAAUCAAAACAAACGCCUCCAACCAGGACGAGUUCAUCAUCCUGCCUGUAGAGGUGGAGGUCACCUCGGCACCAGGAAUCUACUCCUCAAUAGAAAUGUUGGACUUUGGAACGCUACGCUCACAAGAUCGACCAAAGCAGUUGAAUUUGCAUCUUCUCAAUUCCGGAGCAAAAGAUGUGCAAAUAAUGAGCGUUCGAGCGACGCCGUCAAACGAUGCCAUCACAAUAGACUUCAAGGCCGUCACGCUAAAAGCUGGAGAACAUAGAUACACCAAAGUCGCUAGUAUUAGUUUUGAUGCAUCGAAAGUUCAAAAAGCUUCCCAGUCCUCUGGUAAAAUAACAGUAAAAGCGAAAGAGAAAAGCUACUCCAAACUUGAAAUCCCAUACCUAGCUGAGGUUCUAGACGGGUAUUUGGGGUUUGACCAUACAGUCACGUUGUUCCACAUUAGAGACAGUGUUCUAGAGCCAGUGGUCAAACCCAUCCACCUCACCAACACCUUCCACUUUGCCAUCCGCAUCCAUGACGUGUCCCUUCCAGAUGAAGCCAAGACCAUGUUCUUAGUGCAGAACUUCAGUGAGCCGGUGUUGAUCCCCCCUCAGGAGUCUCGUUACAUCUUCUCCCUCCACUUCCAGCCUGUCCGGCCCUCCAAUCACAUCGACAGCAACAUCCUGCUGGUCACCAACGCCUCCAAGUUCCACCUCCCCGUCCGCGCCUACACUGGAUUCCUGGAGCCCUUUGUCCUGCCGCCCAGUCUGCAAGAGAACUUCCUGGACUUUGGUGUCCUCAGCGCGACAGACACCAGCAGCAUCCUGUUUGUGGUUGUCAACAGCAACCCCAUCGAGCUGGUGAUCCGGCCAUGGCUGCUGACAGGAGAGAGUCUGAGUGUGGAGCUGUUGAAGAUCGAGAGAGGCAACAGAACCACGGUGCUGACCAAGACCAGAGAGCUACACAGCGCCUCAGCUUCUCCUCACAAAACGGUGAUCCUAGCCUCGGGCUACUACGCUGCCUUCCGGGUCACCCUGGUGGCUAAAGACCUGGAGGGGGCCUACGACGGAGCUAUCCACAUCACAACAGACUACCAGAUAUUAACGAUACCAGUGAAAGCAGUUGUUGCAGUGGGCACGUUGACCAGCUAUCCCAAACACAUUGUCCUCCCGCCAUCUUUUCCGGGUAAAGUAGUGCAGCAGAGUCUAAGCAUGGUGAGCUCGUUCUCUCAGAAGGUGACCCUACAGCAGAUCCACUCUCUGACUGAGGACUCACGUUUCUACUACAGGAGACUGAAGAACAACCGGGACGAGCUGGAACCCAAACGCAAGUCGAAGGUCGCCAAGAUUUAUUUUGACGCCAGCUUGCAGUGUGGCGACCACUGUUAUGUGGGAGUACCGUUUGUUCUGAAAUCUGAGAGCAGACCGCCUGGGCUGUCGAUGCAGGAGGAUAUGUGGGAUGUGGACGUAGAUUUGUAUCAAAUGCUCCGUCGGCGAUGGAAAGCACUGAAGGAGAGUUCAGGACACAUGGCGGAGGCGGUGUUUGAGGCCAACGCUGACCUCCAGAAGAACAUUGAGACCAGAGUGUCAGCUCAGCUGAAGUGGCCUUCUAUCAUGAACUCUUCCCAGCAGGUCCUGUUCCCUCUCACCAGCCUCACCAGCUCAUCGGAGAUAGAGGUUGUCUUGGAGAACCCAGCUGACGUUCCUGUCUAUGUCCAAGUUCUGCCAUUAGCCCUCUAUCCCAACCUCCCGGCUGUCACCCAUAAACUGUCACAAAUGUUUCCCCUGGAGAGGCUCCCACACUUCACCCCUGACACAAUGGAGUUCCAGGUACACAGAAACCACACGCCUGUGGUCAGAGGCAGCGCAGGCUUCGCCGAGGGCUCGACGACACAACCCUACGUUUACAACCUAAUGCUGCAGCCAGAGGAAGUGAGGUCGCUACGUUUGAAAUUCUCCCCCGUCAGCAACCACACGGUUUCCUCUCUGCUUAUGCUAAGGAACAACCUGACGGUGAUGGAGUUCCUGGUGGUGCAGGGUCAGGGCAGCUAUGAAAGGCUGAAGGUAGGGGGCAAGGCCCCGGGACCAGGGGGAUUCCUCAGGUUCAAGAUGACUGAGUCUCUACUGAAGGACUGCACAGACAAAAUGAAGUCGAAGGAGCCGAACGUCACUCUGAGAAAAUCCUUUAAGUUAGAGAACACUGGACAGCUGGAAAUUAACAUUCAAUCCACUGAAAUAAACGGACGUCCCUGUGAGGGAUUCGGCUUUAAAGUCCUUAAUUGCCAAGAGUUUUCACUAAAACCCAAUGCUUCGAAAGAAAUCGUCAUAUUGUUCACGCCAGACUUCACAGCCUCCAGGGUGAUCCGGGAGUUAAAGUUCAUCACCACCGGAGGAUCUUACUUUGUGUUCUCCCUCAACGCCUCUCUGCCCUACCACAUGCUGGCUGCCUGUGCUGCUGUCCUCCCCAGACCCAACUGGGAGCUGGAGCUCUAUGUCAUCAUCUCUGUCAUCAUGAGCUCUAUGUUUUUGCUGGUGAUAGUAGCGGCCUAUCUGGAGGCCCUGGGGAUCUGGGAGCCGUUCAAGAGACGCAUGUGUUUCGAAACAUCCAGCACCUCCAUGGAGACUGGGAGGCCCUUUGACCUCAGGGAAAUAGUACGACUUCAAAGCGAUGCACAUAUGAAUGGGUACGGUGGAGAAGCCAACCACAACUCCCUGCGAGGGAUGCCAGGCUCUGCCUCCAGGGCUGCUAGCAGGAACACCAGAGGAGGCCACAACCGAGGCCCCACACAACCCCUGAUCCCUCCCUCCCAGCCAGGCUCCAAAGUCUCAGACAGCACCUCCUCCUCUGGCCAACAGGCCAGCCGCAAGGCCCGGAGCCCCAAGCAGCCACAGCCAGCUCCAGAGAACCAGCAGCACCCCUCACAGGCUGGUCCUUCAGCCCCAGGAAGAAGUCCCUUAGAUGGGCCACGCCGGCACAGCUCGGAGGACUCGGACUAUGUGAGCCUGGUGGAGACCAUGGAUAAAGACCUGGACAGACCAGAGUCUGCUGAGGAGGGGGGGAAUCAGGAUGCAGUUUAUGGCAAAGCCAGUGCAGCCAAAGGGAAAGUGCAGCAGACCAAAGCCAAGGCCCCGAAGAAGAAGGAAGAGAGGGAGAAGAGGAACAAGGGAAGAGCUCAGGGAGGAGAGGAACAGAAGGAGGACAACGAUGACAGCUCCUCCACCACCACAGAGAACUCCAACCCAGACAUAAUGGAGGACAACAAAGGGAAGAAGAAAUAUGAUACUCCUGAAGCUCACUCAAAGUCCAAGAACAAGAAGCCAGCAGCCAUUACAAAGGAGAAGAGCCAAAUGGAUGCAAAGUCUAGCUCACUGGAGCUCCCAUACGUUACCCCACUGGAAAACAAGCGCAAGAGCUUCAAUUCCAAGGCCCUGGCCAGCAGCUCAACAACAACAACAACCAUAACAAGACCCAUACCUCCUAAACCAAGAGUGCCUCGUGUGAAGCUGGAAGACUUCCGCCCCCCUCUCCUGGCUAAGUUCCUGUUCAACGAACCGGUGGCGCAGGAGCUGGGGAACAGCAGCGGCUCAGAAGGGGAGAAGGACAUCUCUCCUCCCCCGGAGUGGGACUGUGUUCCCCUCCACAUAGCACACAAUGCUGUGGACAGUCUCCAGCAGAUCUCCCUGCAGACCAUGAACGCUGAUCCCUUCCUGAAGAGACCCAUCGAAACCCCUCCCCCUCCCUCAUCUGAUCCCUUCCUACAGAGAACCAUCGGAACCCCUCCCCCUCCCUCGUCUGAUCCCUUCCUGAAGAGACCCAUCGGAACCCCUCCUCCUUCGUCUGAUCCCUUCCUAAAGAGAACCAUCGGAACCCCUCCCCCUCCCUCGUCUGGCUUCUCUCUGUAUGACUCCUAUAGCGGCAUGGUCAACACUGCUACCAGCGAGGUGGGUCUGAUGUCUACUGCAUCAGGCAUAAAGAACAAGCUGACCAAGUUGGUCUCCGUACCUGGUCAGAACGGGAACCCUACCUUUGCUGCUGUGGCGGCUGGAUUCGACAAAAGCCCAGGGUGCAGUGCAACGAAGGCGGCUGUGGGGAGCAGAGACAGAGAUGUCCUCCAACACCUCUCCUCUGUAGAGAGUGAUGGAUCAGACAGCUCGGGGUUGUGGAGCCCUGUAGGGAACGGCAGGAGACCCAGCCUCAACUCUGUCAACUCCUUCUCAGCCUUCGGACCCAGCAACACCUUCAACCUGUCUGGAGUGUUCAGUGGGAUGACCGCGGGAAGGAGUGCUAUGGAGCCCCAGCAGAGUUGGCCUGAGUUCAGACAUACCACCCCGUCCGUCUGGCCAAACGAGUCCCUGCAGCCUCUACAGCCCUGGCCCAUCCAGCCCAGCUCCAGCUCCCCUGCUACCCCCACCACGUCCAUCCUGGGCAGCAGUAGCAUGUGGGGCUCCAGCCCUCCAUUCAGCCCCUCCAUCUGGUCCACCAGCCCCCCCUCUGACUCCCCCCUACACUCCUUCUCUUCUUCCUCUGCUUCCCCCCUGACCGAUCUGAUGGGUAGCACUGACAGUGGAACCCCGCUCCCGGCCCCAACAAAGCCCUCCCCCACGCAGCUGAGCCCCUCCUACAACCCCUGGAGCAUGUGGAGGCCCACCUUCAGUAGACGAAGCUCGGAGCCCUGGCCCAACCAAUCGGACAGCAGCACCGGCUGAAGGGGAUGCCAGCGCGGUCUCCACCCACUGAUAGACUGAGAAGAAGAUGAACGCAUUUUCCCCUGUUUUGAAUUUCACCAAAUUCCUAUUAUAAUGUACACAUUGGAUUUCUAAGCAAAUGAUGUCCUCAGAAUUAGUCUGUUUUUAUGACGACUUGGCAAACUUAUCAACAAAACGAUAUUAGUAGAAGAAUCAUAAAAGAAGAAUCCUUAUCAGACUGACAUAUUAUGGUUAAAUGCAGCUGUUUUUUUUUUCAAAUACAUCCUCGGUAAUGUUUUUGAUAGCAGUGACGGACCUAAGUGCAAUCAGGAACCAUCUGAGAAAUAAUAUUCUGUUCAUUAUUUAGUACUGCUGUUUUGGCAUUACAUUAGAGUUACUUAUUGGAAUCCAGCACAGUGUUUAAGCCUUAUCAUCGCUCCAUUAGAGAUUAUUAUUUAAGGGUUACAAUCAGUUAUUAAGACUGGCAGUAAAGGGAUUUUUUUGGUGAAAAGUCAUUUUCAUGACUGCUGUGUCAAGUCGAUGCCAGUGGCAUCAGAAGACCAUGACUUUACGUUUCUAUGCCAUUGCAAGCCUGAACACAUUUUGUUUUAUUUGUCGAACAACUCACAACAUUCAUGGCCAAUAUUGGCGAGAGAUGCUUUUUAAGUUAUUUUAAUUACCAUGCUAAGUUUUAAAGUCUGUUAAAAGAGAGGGUUUUCAUUUCCUUUUUAAACAGUUUGAAAAAUGUUGGUGGAUACAAAGCUUCCCCUCUUUCUGACAUGUUGGAAAUGUGGGACAUUUGUCACAGCUUCCAUAUAAAACAUAUGAGACAGUUA
Messenger RNA from Oncorhynchus mykiss (rainbow trout), 6625 nucleotides. RefSeq names its product transmembrane protein 131. The record is from RefSeq and is a predicted model, not a curated record. Gene Ontology annotation, cellular component: membrane. NCBI's taxonomy places the organism in Eukaryota, Metazoa, Chordata, Actinopteri, Salmoniformes, Salmonidae.